GAAAUUAGGAGAAAAGGCCGAGUAAAAAACUUGUCCAAAACUUCCGUGCCCAUGGGUUCCCCUCAACAUAUUCGGAAUUUUGGCGUCCCCGGCAACCUACGGCCAGAGCGGCGAUGCGUCAAUUCCAGACACUCAUCUGGCGCUGCCUCCGCGGCCCCUCCCUCGGAAGCGCUACCUGCUCCUCUCCUCGCCUUCUCCGUCUCGCGCUCGCCGGAAGAUCCCUCCAUGCGGCGGGCCCCGCUGCCGGCGCCGCGGUGGCGGCGCUGCCGCACCCCCAUUGCACGCUGUUCAGGAGGAGCCUAAUCCUCCAGACCGUCCCGGAGCCGGUGAAGGUAGAGAGGCUCUCCGACUCCGAUUCCGGGAUUAUUGAGCUAACGUUGGAUAGGGGUGAGGCCAAGAACGCGAUAGGGAAGGAGAUGCUGAAGGGGUUGCAGAACGCGCUCGAGGUGAUCAAUGGGGACUCGUCGGCAAAUGUGGUCAUGGUCUGCAGUUCGGUUCCUAGGGUUUUCUGUGCCGGUGCCGAUCUCAAGGAACGAAGGCAUAUGAGUUCUUCUGAAGUCCAGUUAUUUGUGAACUCUUUACGGUCAACAUUCUCAUCCUUGGAGGCACUCUCUAUUCCUGCAAUUGCUGUUAUUGAAGGAGUAGCAUUGGGUGGUGGGCUGGAAUUGGUUCUUUCGUGUGAUCUACGUAUCUGUGGUGAGGAUGCAAUGUUUGGCAUGCCGGAGACUGGACUUGCAAUAAUUCCUGGAGCUGGAGGGACCCAACGUCUUCCUAGAGUAGUUGGAAGAUCUGUGGCAAAGGAGCUCAUAUUCACUGGUCGGAAGAUUGAUGGGAGAGAAGCUUUCUCUUUGGCGUAUUUCAUGGCAGGAGUUGUCAAUUACUGUGUUCCUGCUGGAAAGGCAUACAUAAAAGCUCUUCAAAUUGCUAGAGAUAUAAAUCAAAAGGGUCCCUUGGCUAUAAGGAUGGCUAAACAAGCUAUUAACCAAGGGAUGGAAGUGGACAUGCCGUCGGCAUUGGAUGUAGAAGAGAAAUGUUAUGAGAAACUCCUGAAUACACAGGACCGUCUUGAAGGGUUAGCUGCCUUUGCAGAAAAACGAAAGCCAAGAUAUCUUGGCAAAUAGACUUGCAAUAACCUGCAAAGGCAAUUGCACAAUAACGAAGCCUUCCGUUGUUGAAACUGUUCCAAAAAAUUAUUCAUCGGCUUCCUCAAUUGGACAAAGUAUUAUACUUGCAAAGGAAUUUGAAUGUAAACAUUGUUGGAUGUUGUAAAGCUACUAGCAGACGUAUCAGAGACCUUUGUUUAAGGUGAUACAUUUAAAACCAUGGUAAUAAGAAUUGCUAUUUCAGUUUUGUGCCAAUAA
Molecule: messenger RNA, 1361 nt
Organism: Phoenix dactylifera (date palm)
Lineage: Eukaryota; Viridiplantae; Streptophyta; Magnoliopsida; Arecales; Arecaceae
Product: ATP-dependent caseinolytic (Clp) protease/crotonase family protein
Biological process (GO): fatty acid beta-oxidation
Cellular component (GO): mitochondrion
Molecular function (GO): catalytic activity
Source: RefSeq, a predicted model, not a curated record